UUUUGUUUUUUUUUUUCUGCUUUUUUGCCUUUGGUUUGUUUCUUGUUUUGUUCCGACUGCAAUGGCGACUUCUGCUCGGCUGCUGAUGCUGCAGCUUUCGCUUGUGGUGCUUGUGUUCACCGGUGCAUUUGUUGCUGCCGACACAGGAUCGUUCAACGGAGGAGGGUACUAUGCUACCUUCCCCACGCUCGUCUUGCCUGAUGCGCCCACACCCAUCCGCCUGGAUUUCAAGACAGCAUCUGCGGUUGGCUUGCUGAUGUACACGGGCGGACUGGCAGGUAUCGAUUUCCUCUCCCUGGAGCUCCAAGACGCGAACGUUGUCUUCCGCUGGAACUGCGGCUCUGGUGCUGGCCAGCUGAUCGUUUCUGGCCCCUUCAACGAUAACCAGUGGCACACCAUUGAUGCAUCCAUUCAUUUCCGUGACGCGUCGCUGACGGUCGAUACCCGGCCGACAGUGUCUGGCAGCAGCCCUGGCGCCCUUCUCUCGGUAAACGCUACAGGCCCGCUCUGCGUGGGUGGCAUCCCAGACGAUGUCACACUGCAGGCAGGUUCUACCACAGCGACCUUGUUUAAUGGUUGCCUUCGCAACGCGAGGGUUGGCAGCAAGGGCCUUCUCAACUUUGCGUCCGCCGUCACAGUCAACCUGGCGGAUGCAGACAUGUGCACCCAGCAUUCAAACUACCUGGCCAAGUUCGAAACGGGUUCGUUUGUCGAGUUGCCCAAGCUGGAAAUUGCUCACACAAGCGUGUUUGAGCUCGAGUUCCGCACAAACAACGGCUCGGGUCUGCUCCUUUACCAGCCCGGCUUGAACGGUGUCGAUUUCGUCUCACUCGAGCUCAUCAAUGGUCGAGUGUCCUUCCAGUGGAACUGCGGAUCAGGCAAGGGCACCGUAGUUUCAUCCAGCAUCAACAACCUCAAAAACAAGAUCUGGCACCGCGUUGUCGCCACUCUGUCCGGAACAGAAGGCGAGUUGAAGAUUGACAACAUCUUCACCAGCACUGGCUCAUCGCCUGGCGAGGCCACUGGUUUGACGACAACCCGUUUUGCCUACAUUGGCGGCCUUCCUUGGGACGUGGUUCCGCACCCUGAUAGCAUUAGCACGUCCGCGUUCCGAGGCUGCAUCCGCAACGUUGUCCUGCCCGGCGUUCGCGGUGUUGUUGACUUUGAGCAACUCGCAGUGUCCUCAGCCGUCGCUGGCUAUGUCUGCAAGUCGACUUGCGCGAUCUUUGACAAGAACUCUUUCGUGGCGUUCCCCGGAGCCCGCGUUGAUGCAGAUGGCUCGUCACUGCGCAUGACUGUGUCGACACGCCGUGACAAGGCUUUGCUGGCCUUCCAGGCCGGAGACGACGAUAGUGAUUGGAUUGCCGUUGCUAUCGAUGAUGGCUACGUCUUUGCUGCAUACCACCGUGCUGAGGUGGAGCCCAUGGCAACUGUCCGAUCCAGCAACACUGUGAAUGAUGGACUCCCCCACCAUGUGUCGGUCUCGUGGCACAAUGACCUUGUUGUUUUGGUGGUUGACUCGAGCGUUGGCAAUGCCACUGUGGCCAGCGACACGCUGCCUCCAUUUGCGCCUCAGGGCUCUCUUCUGUUGGGUGGAGUGCCAAACCACUACGAGAUUCCAGACUCUUUGACCGAGCUGGCGCCGUCCCUCACAUUCGAAGGCUCCAUCUCUGAAGUUGCACUGACGGGUUUCGCCGCAGACCGCGAUUUUGUGACUGACGCGACAGUUCGUGUUCUUGCUGCUGAUUCCUGUUCAGAAACGCCGCGUCCCCCGAUUAGCUUUGCGUUUGCUGGUUCGGCAUUCCUGUUCCAUUACUACAUUGGAGCCAUGGAACGGCUCUUGGAGCUGCGCCUCGUUGACCGCUCAUCAACUCUGUUUGGAGGCAUCAGCGGCGGUGCAAUCAUUUCGACAGCAACAUGCUCCGGAGUGUCACUUGACGAGCUCAAAGUUGGCUUUGCCGAGAUGUACGCCGGCUGCCACGCGAAUAUCGAGUCUUGCACAGGCACGCUGAGUCCGUUGGCCAAACGCAAGUUUUACGACCAAAUGUUUGACCAAGCGGCCUACGAGAAAUGCGGCAAGGGUCGUGUCCGUGUCGGCUACACGCUGCUAAACAAGCUCAGCACUGGCUUUGAUGAUGCCAAGCCCGCUGUGGCAUUCUCGUUUGUGAGUGCGGCAGAUCUUGUAGAGGCGCUUCUUGCCAGCUCGUACCUCAGCUGCUUUGUCGCCCCAUGGGUGUACACCACCUUCCGUGGGCAACCAGCCAUUGACGGUGGUUACAAGGCGGAUUAUAACCAAAUCUGCCAUCCAGGCACCACCUGCAUCAAGAUUUCUGCUUAUGUUGUUGGUACGAAUGUCACGGAAGGCCGCCCGGACCCUUCCUGGGCGUGCAUCCAACGCUACCAGACGACUGGUGCCUUGCACAACUGGCCGCGCUUAAACUCUCCCGAGUGGACGCUGCCCACCGACUGCGAGUACGACUACGAGGUGUUCCACACACCGACUCGGCCUGACAUUCAUCCCGGCAAGCGCACGCAAGUUCCAUACUCCCAAGAACAGUGGCAGACACUGUCGAUCUGCAUGGGUGCUGAGGAAGACCAAACGGCUGAACUGCAGCUUGGCCGUGAUGAUGUCGAUGCGUGGUACGAGCAGUCCUACCUGACGUACUCUGGCGCGUACUGGGAGCUCGGCACCUUGGAGCUGUGAGCGCGACUAACACCUGCUGCUUGUCAGUGCAUGACUUUGCUCGUUUGUUUUUUUGGUGUGUGUGUGUCACGGCAUGCCAUUCAGUGUUGCAAUUACGACUUGCCUUUCACUUGAUUCUUUUAAUAAAGCUUCAUACGGCACACAAACCAUGA
Messenger RNA from Capsaspora owczarzaki ATCC 30864, 2856 nucleotides. RefSeq lists its product as hypothetical. NCBI's taxonomy places the organism in Eukaryota, Filasterea, Ministeriida, Capsasporidae. The transcript has 2 exons. The record is from RefSeq and is a predicted model, not a curated record. Bases 62 to 2704 code for a protein of 880 amino acids.